Charadrius vociferus (killdeer) is the source of this 375-nucleotide messenger RNA. RefSeq names its product actin-binding protein F-like. The transcript is spliced from 6 exons. NCBI's taxonomy places the organism in Eukaryota, Metazoa, Chordata, Aves, Charadriiformes, Charadriidae. The record is from RefSeq and is a predicted model, not a curated record. The coding region runs from base 1 to 375 and encodes 124 amino acids.
AUGGCGAGACAGGAAGAAAAAAGAGAAAAAGAAAGAAAAAGAAAGAAAGAGAAAGAAAAAGAGAAAAAGAAAUCCAAGGCAAAAAUGUCACCCAGGAAGGUGAGGAAGAAAGAGGGCAGGCUUGUGGACGGCGCCCUUCCUCGGGAGGUCCUGUACCAGGGCAUCAGCAGCAUCACUGCCACACUGCACGCCAGCAAACAGCGGCGCAGAGAACCAAUAUUUCUCCCACCGUGUCCCACGCUGGAGCUGGAGCUCACCCUGCUGCACGGCCCUUCGUCAUCCCCCAGCUGCGGCGUGAGACCGCGCAGACACCGAGACUGGACGGUCAACACGCCACAGCUGGUGAUCGGGGAGCGUAGCGCAGAACUGGCAUGA